Messenger RNA from Peromyscus leucopus (white-footed mouse), 2638 nucleotides. RefSeq names its product keratin-associated protein 12-1-like. The transcript has a single exon. Gene Ontology annotation, cellular component: keratin filament. The coding region runs from base 1253 to 1675 and encodes 140 amino acids. NCBI's taxonomy places the organism in Eukaryota, Metazoa, Chordata, Mammalia, Rodentia, Cricetidae. The record is from RefSeq and is a predicted model, not a curated record.
AAGAGCUUGGAGGAUAUGGCCAGGGUGUGCAGUGGCUAGAAGUCAGUGAGGCUGGCUCUCCCACCCACAGCAGGCUCUCCUAGAAGCCCAUAGCCUUGGUUCAUGGAGUCAGGUAGUCUGCGGGGAUGGUCUAGCCUUAGGAACCACUUUCUGCUUCAUUUCAGUGUGAUAUCUUCUCCACUUCUGAAGGAGGAGUAGAGGGCAAGCAGAGGCUGUAAUGAUGCUCAGACAUUGCUCAUAGCUGAACUGAUGAUUAGGAUGCUAUGGAGCAUGUUUGCAAUCCUGGCCGGCAUCUUCUAGCAUAGCAUCUUCUUCUUGUCUCAAAGUUUCAUUCCUCUCAAGGAUGGAGUUAAGUGGAAACAAAGAAACAUGGAACCUUUCCUGAGAGUGACGUUAGACUCUUUUGGGUGUGUUCUCUGUGUUUUACAGGAGGUGCUGGGAGGGCAGAGGGUGGUAAGAAUAUAUGAGCAGCCUCUGUUCUGUGGUAUUGUGGCUGUAGAAGGGUGGUUUGGGUGCCAGGAAGAGUCAGCCUCACAUGAAUGCCUGUAUCUCCUCAUCUCACCCAGAGAGGCAUCCAAAGACCCAGGGCUAACUCAGAUACCUCUUCCCCAGCCCCGAGUGCCUUGCGUGGAUACCCAUAGGUCCCACUGGAGAACUGCCUUUCAGGAUGGUACAUGCGGCUCACUGCCGAACAUGCCAAGAGGAGAACUGGGCCUGGAUCCUUGGCCUCGGCACAGCUUCCAGCUGUGGCCCCUGCGAACCUGUAUUGGCUUUACCUGCUUUCUGAGGAUGUGCCUGAUCCGACCUGCCUUCCCCCAGGACACUGGUGGAUGAGGGCACUCACUGUGUUCAGCCUCCUAUGUAUUGCAGAGCCUUCCAGACCACAGGAAAAGAAUAAUCUCUGUGGUUGUGGGAGGACUGUUGUCCCACAGGCAGGACAUCUGGACUCCUGGACUUCUGUGAGCUCAUGCAAGGAAAUCAGGAAUUCAUGGGGUAUGGAAGAAUCUGCAUGGUAUCAGGAGAGGAUGGCUUGGGAGCCUAGAUGUAGCAGCAGCUGGAGAGCUGCGUUAGUCAUGGAGUUGGGCAAACAAGAGCAUGAACAACAGCAAAGCUAGUCUGGGAGGACAAGGGGAGCAAAUAAGGAAGGGCAGCUGCAUUCUGGGUGUUCUGAGACACUGGGCUGGGUAUAAAAGCCACCCCAGGAAGGAGUUCCAGUCAUCCCUACCCUCCUCCAGACCAGCCAGCCUCCACCAUGUGUCACACCAGCUGCUCCUCAGGCUGCCAGCCAGCCUGCUGUGUGUCCAGCCCCUGCCAGGCAUCCUGCUGUGUGUCCAGCUCCUGCCAGCCAGCCUGCUGUGUGUCCAGCCCCUGCCAGCCAGCCUGCUGUGUGUCCAGCCCCUGCCAGGCAUCCUGCUGUGUGUCCAGCCCCUGCCAGCCAGCCUGCUGCAGGCCUGCCAUAUGCAUUCCUGUGAGGUACCAGGUGGCCUGCUGUGUGCCUGUGAGCUGCAGGCCCACUGUGUGCAUGGCUCCCUCCUGCCAGUCCUCUGUGUGUGUGCCCGUGAGCUGCCGGCCUGUCUGUGUGAGCUCCUCCUGCCAGUCAUCCGGGUGCUGCCAGCCCUCCUGCCCCACCCUGGUCUGCAGACCUGUCACCUGCAGCACCCCCUCCUGCUGCUGACCAGUGUCCCAAACCAGCUGCUGCCAGUGCAAAUGGGACACAUCUAUCCCCUCCCUCUGUGGCGGUGGUUCUGCACCUGAAACAGGUUGGCAGCACACAUAGCUCACCCUGGGACUUUGGAGAGAACACAGCGGAAUGAUAAAGAUACCUCUCGCCCUUCUUUAAGGAUAUCCUGGCUCCAGGAUCCUUCUCUUACUUCAUGUGUCAAAUAAAGCAGCUUUUCUACUCAGCUGUGCUUGUCUGUCCUGGUUCCUGUCUGUCUGUCCUGGCUUCACUGGCAUCAGGAAGCAUGUAAGACCAGUGGUUUCUAAUGAUGUUGCCUCACCGUGGUUCCUUAGGAGGAAGCAUGCAGAGAGGAGGGCAUGGUUGAUGAGUGGGCACGUUUAUGCCCCUGGCAUCCCUGUGGCCCUGUGAUGGACUCACUGUAUCUCACUGCAGUGUCUGCUCCUGCUUGCCUUUCAAAUGGUACCUAUAGUAGGGGCUAAUGCAUGGCGAGUCCUGGGGUGUUUAUAAAAGGUUUUCUAUUUCCUCUGGGAAUGCCCUGUUUCCCAGGUCACAGUAACUGUCUUCCUACUGGGCAGUUUUGAGAUAUUUGAAUUUCAGCUAUACAAACUGUUGUACUCUGAAUCACUUUCUCAGUACUGGGGAAAUUUAUGCCCAUUUUCUCAUUGUUGAUCAAUUACAACAUGACAGACACACAUCUAUCUAGUUACUUCCUUAUAAAGCAGCUAGAACACACGUCUCACUAACUUCUUGGGGUGGCCCCUGCUGGAGCCACAUCUGUAUCUUUUCAUGGCGUGGGUCACUUCUGUGUGUUCUUCUGACACAUGCUUUCUAAUUCAGAUGAUUUUCAAUGAUCAUGUUAGUUUCUCUGUCCCUCUUCCUGGGACAGAAUAUCCAAUGAAGGUAACUCGAAGGAAGGAUUUAUUUCGGCUCACGGUUUGAGGGUACAGCCCUUCGUGA